Molecule: messenger RNA, 5548 nt
Organism: Leptopilina boulardi
Lineage: Eukaryota; Metazoa; Arthropoda; Insecta; Hymenoptera; Figitidae
Gene: Alk
Product: leukocyte tyrosine kinase receptor-like
Exons: 24
Coding region: 597-4781 (1394 amino acids)
Biological process (GO): protein phosphorylation; cell surface receptor protein tyrosine kinase signaling pathway; regulation of neuron differentiation
Cellular component (GO): membrane; signaling receptor complex
Molecular function (GO): protein binding; ATP binding; transmembrane receptor protein tyrosine kinase activity
Source: RefSeq, a predicted model, not a curated record
UUCUAACAGGGGUGGAGUCUUUCGUUUUUACUCUCCAUUAAGUCAACAAAUUUUUUAAUUUUUUUUAACAAGUUAUAGUAGUUGAAUGCAAAAUUCAAGUACAUUUAUUAUCAUAAAUACACAAGGAAAAUUUUUUCUGCCAAAAAUAUGGAGACACUGUAUAUGUGAGUUAACGAAUAUUAUUUUCGUCGUCGUCUAUCGUCUAGAUAAAGAUAGAGAAGAGACACAUAAAUACAAGUGUAUACAUGAACACGUCCCGUCAUGAAAAACAUUCAAUCUCUCCUAAAGGAAGGCAUUUUAUAAUUGAAGAAAGAGGAAGAGUUUAAUCGGAGUUGAUGCUCUCAUCACAUAGCAGUGUCUAGUGCAUUAUUCGUUAAUGUUUCCUCCUACUUUAUUGGUAGCUGUAAACAUUACUAUAACUGAAUAGCAAAAAUUUUUAUUCUAUUUUAAUAAAUGAAGUUUGAAGCAAAUAAAAUUAUAAAAUAAUGCUGCUAAUUUCUAGCAUUAAACAAUUAUCAAUAUUAGAACAACGAAUACCUGGAUAAUUAUUAAUGAAUAUUCUUGCUAUGAUUUAAAUACCUAAAGUAAUUAAAGUGAUGAUUAAAGUGAAGUCAAAAACAAUUAUAAUUUUGAGUUCAAGAUUUUGUGAAUUACAUAUAAAAAAGGAAAGUACUUUAUUAUUCAUUGUUGUUUUGACAUUCUAUUGUAUUGUAAAUGUUGUUUGUGAAAAACAGCAAACAAAUUUGAGAGUACCACGUGGAAUCAAAGAAUUACAGAGAUUUGUUUUUAAUUCUGUUCAGCCAUCUCCCUUUACAGGGUAUUGUGAUUUUGAAGAGUUUUGUGAUUGGUCUUGGAAUGAAACUGCUGGUUUUAGAAUUACUGCCGCUCCGGCAGAUGAACAUUUAGGUCCUAUGACGGAUGCAAGCAAUAAUAAAAACGGAUAUUUUUUGUUACUGAACGAGCGAAAAGAAGGACAACUAUGGACUAUAAGAUCUAUUCCCAAAACAGGUUCGAGAUGUCUUUUGGAUUUAUCGAGUCAUCAGGUUCAAAUGAGAAAUGGAAUUAUUCGCUUAGUUAUAGUAACAAAUAAUUACACUAGUUUAGUUGCUGCUGAAAGAUCUGGGAACGAUCAUGCAGUAUGGGAACCGAUAAGAUUCAAUUUAGGAGCAAUCAGUCAACCUUACAAAUUGAUUUUGGAAGUUACGAUGCCAACUACUGACUCAAGUUUUGCUGUUGAUAACAUUCGUCUAGUGGAUUGUUUUCCAGAAUACAAUGCAGUUGGUUCAGUUUGCACCACGGACAUGUUUCGAUGUAACAAUGGAUCCUGCUUAAACAGAACGAGAGUUUGUGAUUUAACUGAAGAUUGUGCCGAUGGUGAAGAUGAAUUACAAGAUUGUGACAAGGUACCCGAAACGGCAAGAUGUAAUUUUGAAAGUGGAUGGUGUGGAUGGAAUAAUGUUCCUGGUAGGCCCUUAAAUUGGACUCUUCAUCAAGGUCCUACUCCAACUGAAAGAACGGGUCCAAGUUACGAUCACACAUAUCGAAAUGAAACUGGAACAUUUGCAUAUGUUAAUAUGUCAAAACGAGCCGAUUAUGGUAGUCGGGGUACUAUAAACAGCCCCUUAUUUAAUCCAACGCCCCCCUACAGCAGUGACCCAACAAGUCCAUAUUUUCAAACGUGUCAAGUUCGAUUUUUUUAUCAUCAAUAUGGAGCACACAGUGGUUCACUUGGAUUAUAUUUGGUACAAGUAAAGAAACACCAAAAUCAAACAGAUCGUCUUUGGUGGACAUUUGGUGAUCAAAAAGAUGCAUGGUAUAAUCAAGCAGUUGCCUUACCUGAUAUUCGAGUCAGGUACUUUUUGCAAUUCGAAGCCAGCAGAGCAUACGCUUCAAAAGGGGACGUUGCCAUAGACGAUUUUUCACUCAGUCCUGAAUGUUUUGGAAUAGGAGUUCCACCGGAGGCUUUAAAGGGAUAUAAUUAUUAUGAUCCAGUUAUAGAAUCUUCCAUAAACCCUAAGAGUCAAAGCAUCGAUUUUAUUAACGAAACAGUUGUUCGAAUUACAACUUGCGGACAACUUGGAAGAAUGGGUCCAACUGCAACACAAUGUGCUAACGAAUAUAAUGGAACGAAUAUUGAAGUUACUCCUUUUUCUCUUUCAUCUUCUUCAAGUGAAGAAGUUUCUAAUUUUAAUCUCAAAGGAAUCCAACGUUGGACUGCACCUAGAGGCGGUUACUAUACUGUAAUUGCUAUGGGAGCACGUGGAGGACGAGGAUCUGGUGGAAUGGGAAGUACUUUGGGUUCCCUUGUGCGAGGAGUUAUUGAAUUAGAAAAAGAACAACAAUUGUACUUUUUAAUUGGACAACCAGGUUCAGAUGCAUGUCCAAAGAGUCUAGGUCUUGAAAAACAUGAUUGUCAACAAUUAGGUCAAAUUUCUUCAUCUGUAUAUACGUCAAAAGUACAUGCUGUAAAGAAGAUAGAAUUAAAAGAUGGUGGAGGUGGUGGAGGAGGAGCUACAUAUAUUUUUAAAUUGAAAUCUAAUGGAGAACACCAACCACUGAUGAUAGCAGCUGGUGGAGGUGGUUUAGGUUUGGGUCAGUUUGCUGAUGAUGGAGUUCAACAUGGAAAAGGCUUACCUCCACCAGGAAGUAGGCCCACAACUGGAGUAUCAAUUCGGGGAGACGCUGGUGCUGGAGGCGGAUGGUUUGGCUUAUUAAAUACCAAUUCAAGUCAAUCAGCAGGAUUGCCAUUAAUUUUAGGUGGUAGCGGUGGGAUAGGAUGUGGUCCAAACAGUAAUGGUCAUGGAAAUGGUGGAUUUGGUGGAGGCGGAGGUGGUUGUUUAACUGGAGGUGGAGGAGGCGGUUAUGUAGGAGGAAGCACAGGGGGUCAAGAAUCUCCAAACGGUCAGGGUGGCUUUUCAUUUGCUGCUUCAGAAGUUCUUCAUCUUGCUUUUCACAUAGGAUAUAAUCAAGGACCAGGAGAAGCUCUAAUUAUACCAGCAAUUAGUGGAUGUGGAUGCGAUUUUCGAUGUGUUGUAUUGGAUCAAUAUUUAUCUGAAGUAAAAUGUUUGUGUCCGCCAGGUUGGCUUCUUGGAAAUGAUUCAAAAUCCUGUUUAAUGGCAGAAGAAACUGACGUAGCACAUCAGACUUUUAUGAUUAUAUUAAUUGCAUUCAGCAUUGGUUUAAUAUUUGCGCUUUCUGGACUUUUUCUUUUGUUGUAUAAUCGAUAUCAACACCGAAAAGCUUUAAUUAGACGACGUCAAGUAAUGUUCGGUAAUGGAACGGAAUUAACUGCCCUUCGUGCAGUUUCCGACAGUAUGAUGACUGAAUUCAAUCCAAAUUAUGAAUUUGCGGGAAAUUUAUACAGUUUUAAAGAUCUUCCUCAAAUACCACGAGAUAAUAUUUCAUUAGUAAAACCUUUGGGACAAGGAGCAUUUGGGGAAGUAUUUCAAGGUGUUUACAAGUAUCGCCGAAAUGACGAACAUCCUGUUGCAGUAAAAACACUUCCUUCAUUGUCAACAUCUCACGCGGAAGCUGACUUUAUGAUGGAAGCAUUGAUUAUGAGCAAAUUCAAUCAUCCAAAUAUAGUACACUUUAUUGGUGUUUCAUUUGAUAAACAUCCUAGAUAUAUAAUUUUAGAAUUACUGGCUGGUGGGGAUUUAAAAAAUUUUUUACGAGAAGAAAGACCUCGCCCUGAUCGAUCAACAACUUUAUCAAUGCAAGAUUUAAUAAUGUGCGCCUAUGAUGUCGCAAAUGGCUGUAAAUAUAUGGAAGAUGCUCGAUUUAUUCAUCGAGAUAUAGCGGCUAGAAAUUGUCUUUUGACUUGUAAAGGACCUGGACGAAUAGUUAAAAUUGCAGAUUUUGGUAUGGCUCGAGAUAUUUAUAGAAGCGAUUAUUAUCGAAAAGGCGGUAAAGCAAUGUUGCCUAUCAAGUGGAUGCCCCCAGAAAGCUUUUUGGAUGGAAUAUUUACGACUAAAACUGAUGUUUGGGCCUUUGGAGUUCUUCUAUGGGAAAUUAUGUCCUUUGGUUAUAUGCCUUAUACGGGAUGUGCUAAUCGAGAGGUAAUGUCAAUGGUUACAACUGGUGGACGAUUGGAAAGGCCUGCUGGUUGUCCCGAUCCAAUUUAUGGUGUAAUGACUCGAUGUUGGCAUCCACAUCCCGAAGAUAGGCCUAGUUUUACUACAAUUGUUGAAAGAAUAGGAUAUUGCUUACAGGAUCCCGAUGUUCUAAAUUAUCCAAUGCCAAAUUAUGAUGUUUUACCGUCUUGUGAGAGAGAAAUAACAAUUAUGAGACCAGAUCCUGAAACUGAAUGUAUUAACGUACAUGCUAACAAUGAAGGUGAAAAAGAAUAUAGAGAACUAGAAAAGGAAAAUGCUAAUAUGAUCAACUGUAGCAAAAAUACGUCAACAUUAGAUGAUAUAAACUGUAAUAGCAACUCGUAUGAAAAGUCAAGUUCUGAGAUGAAUGAUUCGAAUGCUGAUACGUUAGUUAUGCUUUCAAGUACAAAUCUAGAUACAGCGAUGUCAUCAUCAAAUACUCAGUCAUUUUCUCCAAGUCAUGUAAUUUUAAAUUCAAAUGGUAACAAUAUUAAUGGGAUGAUAAAAAAAAAUGCCUUAAAAGGAGCAUUGAGUUUGGAUCCCAGCGCUCUCUGUCGAGAUAAUAUACCAUAUGAAAAAAUUGCUUUUUCAUCACCAUCGACUCAAACGAAUAAUUCUGAUAACAUGGAAUUAAUGAAGGAAUCAAUAGGACAUGAAUUGCCACGGGAAGAAGAGUGUUCUUGCUGAGAUUCAUCAUUUCAGAGUGACUGAAACAGUUUCUCCGACAAUCAAUACAAGAACCCUCAUAGAUCAUAAAUACUUCAUGAUGUCAACUGUAAAGUUUAUAGAUCCUCAAGUCAGUCUUGUCAAUCAUAAGAAGAAACGCUCACUAAACAAGACAAAUAUAUAUAAAUAAAUAUAUAUACGUCGUCCAUAAAAUUUACAUAUGCGUGUUAAAUUAUUUUAUAAGAUCAGUGAUUAUUUAACAUUUAUAACAUUUAAAGUAAGUUUGUAAUAAGAAAUACUUCUUCUGAAAGUUGUGAUGUGUAUAAUUUAAUUCAAAACAACGAAUAUUAUUUAUUGUAAAGUAACUGCAACACCUUUGCGGAGUUGAAAAUUCGAACCAGGGAGACAUGAAAGUGAAUUAAAUAUUGAUUUUUCAAGUUAUUGCAACAUUUUGAUGUCUCGGUUCAACAUCUUCUUUAAGUUAUUUAUAUUAUUAACAAAAAAACUUUGUUAGCAUAGGUCACUUAUCUAAAGAGAAGGACAUCUUCGAUUUAUUAAUAAGUUACUUGUAUGUAAGUAAAAUUUCUGUGAUUUGGUUAAUAAUUUAUUAUUUUUUAUUGUAAGUGACCUCUGUUAUCAAAAUUGUGUUUCUUAAUAAAUAGGCUGAAGUGGAUGAUAAUUUUUAUUAUUUCCUGGAUUGAAUUAUCAUCUCUGAAUAUUAUUUAUCAACGGAAAUAGGAUCAAUCGCUUUUGUAUUUAAAACUUCGUGAAUAAAUGUUUGGAUUUUA